AUGGAGUGGCCAGCUAGGAGUAACAAUCGUGAUAACAAUGGAGACGACGAGCUUUUUGGACAGCAACCGGCUGCCAGGCCGAUCACGUAUCGAUCGAACAAGUUCCGUAUCUUGACCGACGAAGACCGAACAGGUAUCAGUGUGACAUCUCACUUGGAGCAAACAGGUGAUGCUACUUUGGACGACUCCACAGAUCGACCGUCAUUUACGCUGAACACUAAUGAUGAUCUGACUCAGUUCGAUCUCGGCACUGAAGAAGUGAGUGAUUCCAUGGAUGAUUCUUUUGCUUAA
Echinostoma caproni is the source of this 291-nucleotide messenger RNA. NCBI's taxonomy places the organism in Eukaryota, Metazoa, Platyhelminthes, Trematoda, Plagiorchiida, Echinostomatidae. The record is from the annotation of a GenBank genome assembly.